GUCAGCAGUCUCUGGUCAUCUCCUGUACUGUGUCCGCAGUCUCUGGUCAUCUCCUGUACUGUGUCCGCAGUCUCUGGUCAUCUCCUGUACUGUGUCCGCAGUCUCUGGUCAUCUCCUGUACUGUGUCCGCAGUCUCUGGUCAUCCCCUGUACUGUGUCCGCAGUCUCUGUCUCUGGUCAUCUCCUGUACUGUGUCCGCAGUCUCUGGUCAUCUCCUGCACUGUGUCCGCAGUCUCUGGUCAUCUCCUGCACUGUCCCCGCAGUCUCUGGUCAUCUCCUGUACUGUGUCCGCAGUCUCUGGUCAUCUCCUGUACUAUGUCCGCAGUCUCUGGUCAUCCCCUGCACUAUGUCCGCAGUCUCUGGUCAUCUCCUGUACUAUGUCCGCAGUCUCUGGACAUCUCCUGUACUGUGUCUGCAGUCUCUGGUCAUCUCCUGUACUGUGUCUGCAGUCUCUGGUCAUCUCCUGUACUGUGUCCGCAGUCUCUGGUCAUCUCCUGUACUGUGUCCGCAGUCUCUGGUCAUCUCCUGUACUGUGUCCGCAGUCUCUGGUCAUCUCCUGUACUGUGUCCGCAGUCUCCGGUCAUCUCCUGUACUGUGUCCGCAGUCUCCGGUCAUCUCC
Molecule: messenger RNA, 618 nt
Organism: Staurois parvus
Lineage: Eukaryota; Metazoa; Chordata; Amphibia; Anura; Ranidae
Source: the annotation of a GenBank genome assembly